AUGGACAACGCCUCCUAUCAUUCGGUCCAGGUUGAUGAAGCUCCAUCAACAUGCAACAGAAAAGAUGACAUUAUCCAGUGGCUACAUCGCCACAAUGUUCCCUGUACCAGUGAUUUGAAGAAAGCUGAGCUACUACAAUUAGUGAAACAUCACAAACCACAACACACUGUUUACAAAGUAGAUGAAGUGGCUCGCAUGGCGGGGCACCGAGUCAUCAGGUUGCCACCGUACCACCCUGUUUACAAUGCCAUAGAACUUAUCUGGGCUCACGUCAAAGGGCUCAUUGCAAGACGCAAUACUUUGCCGCCAUUUUCCCAGGCAAAAGUAUUAAAACUGCUACAAGAAGCUGUUCAUGAAAUCACUCCGGACAAGUGGCGUAAAGCUGUCGAACACACCCAACAGACUAUUCUUCACGACUGGGAGCAAGAAGGAGCGAGGGACAUUGCUAUUGAGGCGAUUAUUGUGAACCUCGGGCAGCAAGACAGCAGUAGCAACAGUGAUGUCAGUUCUGUUGACGAAUCUCCUACAGCUGGUACCAGUUCGCAGUACGACGAUCUUGGUGUAUCGCCACUGUGUGACUGA
Bacillus rossius redtenbacheri is the source of this 582-nucleotide messenger RNA. RefSeq lists its product as uncharacterized. The transcript has a single exon. Gene Ontology annotation, molecular function: nucleic acid binding. Lineage: Eukaryota; Metazoa; Arthropoda; Insecta; Phasmatodea; Bacillidae. The record is from RefSeq and is a predicted model, not a curated record. The coding region runs from base 1 to 582 and encodes 193 amino acids.